UGUAUUUAUGAAUUUAAUUUUUUAUAAUUACUUUAUAUUCAUAGGAAAUAAUUUGAUAAGAAAUAUUCCCAUCUCAAACUGUUUUAAGCUCUGACGGAUUAAAUAUCAUGUAAAAGCUGAACAGGUCCAAAGAAACCCAAUUAGCUCAAAAAUCCAUUUUUGGGCCUGGUUGUCGUCUCGUCUGCUCGCCGUCCUCGUAACUAACCUUCCGUCACGCUACAAAUCCACAAGCGACGGGGCUCGCCGGACUUCAUCGAGUCUGUUCCCUCAAAAGCAGUUUGGUUGCCCAUCUUUUCUCCCGCUUACGAUUCUAUAUGGCAAUGCCUUCGUUGGCCAGUGGCCGCCGCCAAGUAGAUGUGGUUCACAAGAAGAACUUGUUUCACGAUUGUUUUCUUUCAUCCAUCCAUGUUUUUCUGAACGAUAGCGAAUGCAAAUGAUCAUUAAUGUUGGGCGAUUGAACUUAUUUCUAACUAUCCAUAAUCUCAAGUAUUUCAUACAGUUUGCAGCAUUGGAUAACUAAAUUGGGUUUACGUGUGGUCUCCUUCGACUCUAUUUCUCUGUAAUUUAUAACAGUUAGAUAGCGCCUUUAGAAGAACGUUUUUCCCAUGCUUUGUGGUGACCACUCUGGCUUUAAUUUGUUUUAUUCACGCUGAUUACAUAAUGCAUACUAAGCUCUGAGUUAUUUUGAACAAGUUCAACAAUAGGAAAGUAAGGAUUUAGGCUUUGUUUGGGACAGCUUUUGGCCACAGCUUUUUCGUUGCUUCCAAAAAGUUUUUGUUAUAGAAAGAUGCUGUUGAAAGCGGUAAGAAAACUAUCCUAAAUAAAGCCUUAAAAUUUAAGCUUUGUUAUCAGUCAAAGGAAGUUUGCAUGCAGAUCUUACAUGAACAAUGGUCACACUAAUCGGUUGCUACUACUUCCUGUUAUUUGUCAUCAUAUGGUGGCCAUGCCGAGCAUGAAAGAGAUGGAAUGUAAGGGUGGAGUCUUUGAGAACAAAAAGUAAUACUACUUCUCUACUUACUGUGAGGUGUGAUAAAAAGCUUAAUGACUUAGAUGUCCAGUUCAAAUUGAAAGAACUGAACUUAUUUACCUCUGGUCAUUUGUUGGAGAUACAUGAAAGGGGAUUAGCAGACUUUCAAAAGUUCAAACUAUCAUAAAUAACCAUGGAAGAUGCAACACCAUCUAAUUUCAGAAAUCUAGGUCCUUGUGUUGAAUCACGAAGAGCAUAGAGAAUGAGUCUUCCAGUGAAAGCUUUUACAAUUAUGAGUUGACACAUUAGUUUAAAUAAGAGAUGCUUUUGGGAAGAAUCACACAGCGGCUGCAGUUAUCUCACAUAAUGAUGACGGUAUUGCAAUUUCAAAUCAACUCGGCUCCAUUCUGCUGCCAAAAGAGAAUAUUCCUUAGUAAAGUUAUAAGCGGGUACAUGGAAAACGAGGAAGGUGAGGAAGAGGGAGAGAAACCUUACAAGGAUGUUCCAAGGCCUGGGAAGAAAGGGGAGAGAAAGCCAUAUGCAACCCCCAUGAAAGAGCUUAUCCGCAGGGCAAAGGAAAAGAAGAAAGCAAGACAAGAAAACCCUUGUCAGAUCCUUGAACAUGCUCCAGAGAAUGGCCUCCUUGUUCCCGAACUCAUUGAAGUGGCCCAUCAAGUCCAUCUUGACAGGAGUUCACUGCUACAUGGCCUUUCCAAGCUCGUUGAAGGUGAUCCAGCAAUCCCAAUCCAUAGAUGCAGGUUUUGUCCCGAAUUGCAUGUUGGCUGGCAUGGUCAUGAAAUAAGGUCUUGUGAAGGCCCUGGCAGUGGUUCUAGGAACUCUUACCAUGUAUGGAGAAGAGGAGGGGUUAAAGAUAUUGUUGGAUUUGCGUAUUGUUACCACCUUUUUGAUAGAGUGGGAAAGCCAAGAGUAGGGCACAAGGAGAGGCUCGAUGUUCCAAAGCUUCCAGCCAUAUUGGAACUGUGUAUCCAAGCAGGUCUUAACCUUGAUGAUUACCCAACCAAAAGAAGAAUCGCACCUGUGUACUCAAUUGACGGAAGGAUUGUUGACUUUGAGACGCAUAAAGAGGACGAUUCCAUUACAGAUCAUCUACUUGUCCCAGUAAGUUUUAUAGACUCUAUUUCCGAAGAGGAAGAGAAUAUGAAUUUAAAUGAAUUGGCUAUGAAAACAUUAAGAUCUUGGUUUGAUUUGAGAAUAGGGGCAAGUAAGCUAAUGAAGAAGUACAAUGUUGUAACAUGUGGAUACUGCCCUGAAGUUCAGGUUGGACCAAAGGGACACAAGGUGAGGAUGUGCAAAGCUGCAAAGCAUCAGUUUCGAGAUGGACAACAUGCAUGGCAGGAAGCCACUAUUGAUGAUUUGAUCAAGCCAAACUUUGUGUGGCAUGUAAAAAACCCAAAAGGUCCCCCAUUGGCCAAUGUGCUCAAGAGGUACUAUGGGAAGGCACCUGCUGUGGUGGAGCUCUGUGUGCAAGCCGGUGCACCUAUCCCCAAAGAGUGUAGUAGUAUGAUGAGAUUGGAUGUUGUUCUCCCUGAUCUUGAUGAGUAUGAUCUUGUUUCCUGAUAGAAUGCAUUGUUUCCCCUAUCCGAAGGCAAUGUGUAUCCUACCCCAAAUCAUUUUGAACUGUGGACUUUUUAUGAAGAUAGAGCUCUCAGUGAUCACAAAUUGACCGUCCCUGUAACAUCCUAUAAUCCUUUCAACUGAUUGAAAUAAUUACUUUUAUGGUUGGACGUGCGUUUUAAGCUAUACAGGCAAGCAAACUAUGAAAGAAUCAUGGCCUUCAGACGACUGCUAGUCUUGAAAACGGUAAGUGCCCACUGUAUUGAAAAAAAUUGAAUACAAAUAUAUACAAAAUUGAACCUAUGGUAUUUAGAAAGUCGAUUCUUUGAAAAUUUUGACAGAUGCAACCAAAUUAUUCUGAUGCAUGCAUGGUGCCAUAUCCCAUGUCUCAAGAUAAGCUAGAUGGAAACAUCAAACAUGUCAUGUAACCAAGGUACCUGGGAUAUUCUUGGAUGUAUGAAGUGUCAAGCACCUUACAUCAAUGAAAUAAAAAGUAACAUUACGUUGAUAUCA
This is a messenger RNA of Dendrobium catenatum, 3055 nucleotides long. Its product is annotated as APO protein 3, mitochondrial. Gene Ontology annotation, molecular function: RNA binding. The transcript has 4 exons. The record is from RefSeq and is a predicted model, not a curated record. The coding region runs from base 1289 to 2545 and encodes 418 amino acids. Lineage: Eukaryota; Viridiplantae; Streptophyta; Magnoliopsida; Asparagales; Orchidaceae.